Messenger RNA from Lathyrus sativus (Indian pea), 771 nucleotides. The record is from the annotation of a GenBank genome assembly. Lineage: Eukaryota; Viridiplantae; Streptophyta; Magnoliopsida; Fabales; Fabaceae.
AUGGUUGAUGGAUGGUCUGGUAUAGCUGCUGAGGUUUUGAUGUUGAAACCACUAAUUAUAUAUCACUUGAAGAACUUCUUCUUGGUUAAGACUGAAAAGGACAGGGAAGAGGCCACGGAUCCUGGAAGUAUAGGUUUCAACACUGGAGAACCUCGCAUACAAUUGUACUUUCUGCUGGGCCUAGUCUAUGCUGCAGUGACACCUACUGUUCUUCCUUUCAUAAUAAUUUUCUUUGGGUUGGCCUAUGUUGUGUUCCGCCAUCAGAUAAUCAACGUUUAUAAUCAAGAAUACGAGAGUGGUGCAGCAUUCUGGCCUGAUGUCCAUUUCCGUGUCAUAAUUGCACUGAUAGUCUCACAGCUAGUUCUGAUGGGACUCCUAACCACCAAAAGAGCUGCUUCAUCAACUCCUUUUCUCAUUGCGCUACCGGUACUGACGAUAUGGUUCCAUAUAUACUGCAAAGGCCGUUUCGAAUCUGCAUUUUCUAAAUAUCCCUUACAGGAAGCGAUGAUGAAAGAUACAUUAGAACGAGCUACAGAUCCGAACCUGAACAUAAAAGGUUACCUUCAACACGCUUAUGUUCACCCAGUUUUUAAGGCUAGCCUUGAGGAUGCUGAUGAGGAGGAAGAUGUAACGAGUCUUAAGUGGGAAACUGAGAGUGCUACUGUACCUACAAAACGCCAUUCACGAAGGAAUACACCAUUGCCCAGCAGAGUUAGCGGUGCAUCGUCUCCACCUAUGCUUGAUGGCAUUAAAGACGAUCCAGAGUCAUAG